Messenger RNA from Meloidogyne enterolobii, 249 nucleotides. The record is from the annotation of a GenBank genome assembly. NCBI's taxonomy places the organism in Eukaryota, Metazoa, Nematoda, Chromadorea, Rhabditida, Meloidogynidae.
UUUUGUUUUAAUUUUUUAGAUAUGUUAAUUAAUUUAUCUUUUAUAAUAAAAAGAUUUUUACGGAAUGGACGUAGACAUUGGGACAGUUUUUGUGAAUAUACAGAACUUCCCGGUUUUCGUUUUAUGACAUCAAAAGUAACUUAUAUUGUUAGCAAUAACAACAUCAAUUUUUUGUUUAAUUGGAAUGUGUGCACAAUUAUAUUAUUUAAUUUUACAAUAUUUAAGAAAUCAAAUACAGACAUCUUCUAG